This is a messenger RNA of Fonsecaea nubica, 1188 nucleotides long. RefSeq lists its product as hypothetical. The coding region runs from base 1 to 1188 and encodes 395 amino acids. The record is from RefSeq and is a predicted model, not a curated record. The transcript has a single exon. NCBI's taxonomy places the organism in Eukaryota, Fungi, Ascomycota, Eurotiomycetes, Chaetothyriales, Herpotrichiellaceae.
AUGUCGUCACCAACAUCAGGAGCAUCCAACAACUCUGAGGCUGAAGAGUUACAAAAGCACGAGCAAGCCAAUGCCGCAACACAGAAUCAUUCUACCUUAUCGCACACCACUCCUACACAAAACAACGUAGAGCCGGCGCACCCACAAUUGUCACACGUCCGAGACCUUUUCAGUCUUGCUACGGGCCUCCUGCUACCGUACGCCCUACAUCCCUUGCUUGCCAUUGAAGUCUUCCAUCCCGCGAUCGCCAACAUGUGGCCAUUCAGUACGAGCCCAUCAUUUGCCCCGGCCACCAGCAUUCAAACCCUUGCAGGCAAGGUUAUCCUUGUGACUGGUGGUAACAACGGGAUUGGCAAGGAAACAGUCCUGCAGCUUGCAAAGCACAGCCCCCAAAAGAUCUAUCUCGCUUCAAGAACCGAAUCCAAAGGACGUGACGCUGUAGCAUCAAUCAAGGCGCAAACAUCACAGGAUGUCGAUAUCGAGUACCUUCCUCUUGAUCUCACCUCGUUACCCUCCAUCAAACAAGCCGCAGACCGAGUGACGAGUGACAGCGACCGACUCGACAUUCUGGUUCUGAAUGCUGGUAUUAUGGCUGUUCCUGCAGGCAAGACGGCGACAGGACAAGAUAUCCAGCUGGGCACCAACCACGUCGGCCACUUUUUGUUGACGAAACUACUUCUUCCGACCAUGGAAAAGACGGCCAAGGAACGUAACUCUGACGUGCGUGUUGUCUCUGUCUCAUCCGAGGCCUGGAACAUGGCUCCAAACCUCGAUACGAUCCUGUCAACGGAGAGGCUCACCGCCACUGGUCCUUGGACCCGGUAUGGAGCCUCCAAAGCCGCCAACAUCAUAUUUGCAGCCGAGUUGGCUCGACGAUACCCGGCGCUGACCAGCGUGUCGCUUCAUCCGGGCGUCAUCAAGACCGAUCUCUACAUCCCAAACGCCCAGUCCAACCCUAUCAUGAAGUACGGCUCAAUGGUAUUUGGGCCCUUGCUGUUCCAGACGAUCGAGAACGGCGCCUUCAAUCAGCUCUGGGCAGCGGCCGGCGCCAAGAAGGAGGAGCUUGUCAAUGGAGGAUACUACACCCCGGUCGGCAAGCACAGGCCGAACAAGUGGACAAAGGACGCAGAGGCGGGACAGAAAUUAUGGGAGUGGACGGAGAAGGAGUUGAAGACUGCUGGCUAUUGA